Molecule: messenger RNA, 3422 nt
Organism: Meleagris gallopavo (turkey)
Lineage: Eukaryota; Metazoa; Chordata; Aves; Galliformes; Phasianidae
Source: RefSeq, a predicted model, not a curated record
UUGCUUGUUAAUCCCUACAGGAAUGCGGGUUUGGAUAUGGGGAGGAUGCACAGUGCAUGACUUGCAGGCCAAACAGAUUCAAAGAAGACUGGGGCUUUCAGAAGUGCAAGCCUUGUCUGGAUUGUGCACUAGUUAACCGUUUUCAGAAGGCCAACUGUUCUGCCACCAGCAAUGCACUAUGUGGAGACUGUUUACCAGGUUUUUAUAGGAAGACCAAGCUCGGAGGCUUUCAAGACAUGGAGUGUGUUCCCUGUGGUGAUCCUCCUCCUCCCUAUGAGCCCCACUGUACCACCAAAGUAAACCUUGUGAAGAUCCCAUCAACUGCUUCCAGUCCUCGAGACACUGCUUUAGCAGCAGUUAUAUGCAGUGCACUUGCAACAGUGCUCUUGGCUCUUCUUAUUCUUUGUGUUAUCUAUUGCAAGAGGCAAUUUAUGGAGAAGAAACCAAGCUGGUCUCUGAGAUCACAAGACAUUCAUUACAAUGGGUCUGAAUUGUCUUGUUUUGAUAGACCACGGCUAAAUGAAUACAACCACAGAACGUGCUGCCAGUGCCAGAGAAGCACAUCACAGACCUGUGGGCCUGUUCAUUUGAUUCCUUCACUGUGUUGUGAUGAAACCUGUAGCAUGGAGCACAGCAGUCACAGUUGUGCUUUGCACUCACAGACUACACUUAAUGAAAGGGCUUCUGAUUCUGUUGGAGAAAUGAUUCCUGCCUUCCUUGGUUCUCUUUCACACUCUGCUUGUGGAGACAUUUCAGAUGCUUGGCCUCUGAUGCAAAACUCAGCUUGUUGUGACAGCAUUUCUUUCUGUGAAUCAUAUUCAGAACUGGCUGGAGUUGCUGCAAAAUCCUGCAGUCUGGAUACUGAAAAUGCAACUGCCAUUGAGUCAGAUAAUAACCAGGAGCUAAGUGAUGUACUUACUUCAGCUAAGUCUCCUGAUGGAAACAUUGCAAAGUCCUUUGAAAUAUCCAAGCAUAGAACAUAUAUAGAAGUUUCAUCACUUCAGAACUCAGCUGCUGCUGAAACCGAGCCAAAGACAAAGUGUAAUGGAACAGCAGAUGACUCUACAGACUGAUAAAGAGGAAAGCAAAGUAUUUCUCUCAGCACUAAAACAUUAUGCUUCCCUAAUGCUCGGCUGCUGACUGUCAUCAAAUACAGCCUGGUCUUCAGUGUCACACAGUUUCAGAAUCAGCUGGAAAAUAAUGGCAUCAUUUCACACAAUCUAAGCAGUUGCAUCUGAGCCAUAACAGCUGUAAAAUGAAACUUUAAGGAGCAUCCUAGGAGAACCCUGAGAGCGGAUUUAUGAACAUUUGCAUCUCCUAUUAAAAAAGAACCUUUUAGUCCCUAAGAUUCUCAAGAAGUCCAAUGGAGUGAGCAUACAAAUGUAUGUAAAUAUAUCAAGAAAUACAAAUAUGUUAAUGUGUUUACAUGGUUAUCUUAAAUAUAGCUGCAGCUGUGAGAAGGCCUGGGACGAGACUUUGCCAGUUACUCUGCUUGCAGAUUUAUGCAUGCAUUUGAUAUUGUUUUCUGAUUCCAGUUUUUAACUUAGUUUCCUGCUGUUGAAGGACUUAAAAACAAAACAUUUCUAUUUAUGUGAGGAUCAUCUAUUGAUAAACUGAAGCUUUUAUUAUACAUUACAUUGUAGUCAUUAAGCUAGUUUGGGGAGUUACAAAAUUUGCAUGUGACAUGAUAUAGUUGAAGUCCCUCUCACCCCAUUAUUUUGUCUGUGGGAGGGAACAUUGUUUUGUUCAAUGUAGCAGGAGAUUAGCUGUGCAUUAGGUUUAAUGAAAGUCAGCUGUAUAGAAAGGGAUGUUAUGUUGCUGGUAGUCCCACUGUUGGAACAUAGCACUUGUUGUUAUAACGUGUAUUUUUUAUGUUAAAAUAAUAAAUGUAGUCAACUCACAUCAAGACAGCAAAGUCAGCAGGUGUGUCACACAGCUAUUCAUACUAUGAGAUCUAUUACUAAUAAUGAAUUAUUUUCAUUGCUAAAGUGAUGGUCUCGAGCUUCAUUGUGAUUUAAUUCACUCAUUUAGUAGACCUCCUGUGUUUUUAAUUCACGUCACCCUGUCCUUCUCACUGAAGCAUUUUGUGUAAAUUUCACAUUCACAUAAAAACAGAUUCCUAACUUUUUGUAAUACCUCUGAAUUGAAUCUUUGGAGGCUGCAUGUGUGCCUAGUUCAUAAAUAUCUACUUUCUUUCCUGUUUGUUCUUUAUGUCUUUUACGACUGUGGUUUGUUGUAGCACUUCCUAUAAAACUGUGGAUUCUGUAGCCAUUUUUCCCUAACAUAGUUUUAACUUCUGUGAGUAAUUCCUGUAACCUCUACUGGCUCACUGAAUUCAACAGGCUCCAACCUGCUAGUUGUGACCUCCAGCAAUCAUUCUGUACGAAAUCCCCGAUGUGCCUUGACAAAAGCAAAGCAAUCGGCAAAACAAAUGCAAUUUUGCAUUAAAUAUUACUCAUCUUUCUGCACGUGGUUGGUACGGCAAUGGAAAUGGUGAGACAGUCACGUUCGUAACAGAAAGAGACUUCUUUGAAGAACCCGGUGCAAGAUAAACCUGUACAAUAGUUAGGUUGAGUAUAGGCAGCCGAAAUCAAUGAGAUUAUUAAUGUGUGCAAAAACUGUUGAUUAACAGUUGUCAAAUUCACGCCAUAGUGAAGAAACUACAUAAGGGGCUUAUUUUAAUCAGUAACUACUCCUAUUUGAUCUCUUAUGUAGAAUAAUACUCAGUUAUACAAGGAGUAUAAUUACAUAACUUAAUACUGAAAAGUGUAUACUCGAAUAAGAAUAGUUUUGAAUAAAUUCUUUGAAUGCUUUCACACAUUUAAGAAGUGUUGAAAUAUUAUUUUUCACUAAAUGUGCGUGAAGAGAUGUGUGCUUCUUUGUAAAUAUCUGUAAAUAGAAAAAAUCCAAUAUGCAUUUCAUUACAUGGAAAGAUAUUUUUAGAACAUGUGGAUUUUUAACUUCUCAUUAUUAACAGUUCUUUAAAAUACUGUGUUCAAAAAUUUUGCCAGCAUCUGUCACAGUAAGUAUGUUUUCCCACUGGAAUUUACACUUCGUAUGUUUUUGUCCGGCAACUCCAGAUAGAAGGACUCUUAUCUUCACAUGAGUGACAGAUGGCUUCGGAGCAAAGAGGGAGGAAAAAUGAAAAGAGUGCUUUUCGAAUAUAUGUAUAUUGUGUAUAUAUUUCUUUCCUUAAUUUAACCAAAUUGGUCUUUUUUAUAUUGCCUGUGGCAAGCAAUGUUGUACAUGCCAACAGAAAACAAACACUACCACCGCAUUUUGACUGCCCACAUAUCACAUCUAUGGACUUACAGUGCUGUUUUAAAUCAUCUUUUAAAGAAUGUAAAUUAAAACCUUGUAUAAAUUGCUUUGUAUUACUUCUUUUUUUUUUACUUGUGAAUAAAAUGUUACUUGAAUCAUUC